CCUGUCGGUGGGGGCAGCAGGAUGCUGGUGGAAGCACAGGGGGCCGGCCGGGUGCCUCCGCAGCUCGGCUGGCAGGGUCCGGCGGGGCGUGUGCGGCUGCUGGUGCAAGCCCCCCCGCCCUACCCCUCCCCAUGCAGCCCUGGCAGUGCCUCCGGCGCUUUGCCCUGGCCUGGUGGGAGAGGACAGCGGAGGGCAGCGCCCGAUCUUCCAGGGAGGAGGCUGGACCGAGGGACCCCGGGGGCCGAGGGGAGCCAGAUCCAGAGCGGAGCAGCCCCCCUAUGCUGUCUGCAGACGAUGCUGAGUACCCGCGGGAGUACCGGACCCUGGGGGGCGGGGGCGGUGGGGGCAGCGGGGGCCGGCGCUUCUCCAACGUGGGGCUGGUGCACACAUCCGAGCGCCGGCACACGGUGAUCGCCGCCCAGAGUCUGGAGGCGCUCAGCGGGCUCCAGAAGGCCGACGCCGACCGCAAGCGUGAUGCCUUCAUGGACCACCUGAAGAGCAAGUAUCCCCAGCACGCCCUGGCCCUGCGGGGUCAGCAAGACAGGAUGCGGGAGCAGGUUGGCGGCUGGACCGUGGACCCCGUGUGCCUCCUCAGCUCCCUCUGCUCCCACCUCCAUGGCGACUCCGCCCCCUCCGGGGCUGGCCAGCCGGCCCAGCAGCCAAACUACUGGAGUUUCAAGACCCGCAGCUCACGCCACACUCAGGGAGCCCAGCCUGGGCUGGCAGACCAGGCGGCCAAGCUGUCCUACGCCUCGGCUGAGUCACUGGAGACCAUGUCGGAGGCUGAGUUGCCCCUGGGCUUCAGUAGGAUGAACCGCUUCCGACAGAGCCUGCCCCUCUCCCGCUCAGCCAGCCAGACCAAGCUGCGCUCACCAGGGGUGCUGUUCCUGCAGUUCGGGGAGGAGACUCGGCGCGUGCACAUCACGCACGAGGUCAGCAGCCUGGACACCCUGCACGCACUCAUCGCGCACAUGUUCCCGCAGAAGCUCACCAUGGGCAUGCUGAAGUCGCCCAACACAGCCAUCCUCAUCAAAGACGAGGCUCGCAACGUCUUCUACGAGCUGGAGGACGUCCGGGACAUCCAGGACCGCAGUAUUAUCAAGAUCUAUAGGAAGGAGCCACUCUACGCUGCUUUCCCUGGCUCACACCUCACCAAUGGGGACCUCCGGAGAGAGAUGGUGUACGCGUCGCGGGAGUCGUCGCCCACGCGGCGCCUCAACAACCUGUCGCCGGCGCCGCACCUGGCCUCCGGCUCGCCGCCGCCGCCAGGGCUGCCGUCGGGGCUGCCGUCGGGGCUGCCGUCGGGCUCGCCGUCGCGCUCGCGCCUGUCGUACGCCGGGGGGCGCCCGCCCUCCUACGCCGGCAGCCCGGUGCACCACGCGGCCGAGCGGCUGGGAGGCGCCCCCGCCGCCCCGGGCGUCAGCCCGAGCCCCAGCGCCAUCCUGGAGCGGCGCGACGUGAAGCCGGACGAGGACCUGGCGGGCAAGGCGGGCGGCAUGGUGCUGGUGAAGGGCGAGGGCCUCUACGCCGACCCCUACGGGCUGCUCCACGAGGGCCGCCUGAGCCUGGCCGCGGCCGCCGGCGACCCGUUCGCCUACCCGGGCGCCGGCGGCCUGUACAAGCGCGGCUCGGUGCGCUCGCUCAGCACCUACUCGGCCGCCGCGCUGCAGUCCGACCUGGAGGACUCGCUGUACAAGGCGGCGGGCGGCGGCCCGCUCUACGGCGACGGCUACGGCUUCCGCCUGCCGCCCUCGUCGCCGCAGAAGCUGGCCGACGUGGCUGCGCCCCCCGGGGGCCCCCCGCCGCCGCACAGCCCCUACUCAGGGCCGCCCAGCCGCGGCUCGCCGGUGCGCCAGUCCUUCCGCAAAGACUCGGGCUCCUCGUCGGUCUUCGCCGAGAGCCCCGGAGGCAAGACCCGCAGCACCGGGGGCUCCUCGACGGCCGGAGCCCCCCCUCCCGAGCUCUUCCCCGGGCCUGGGGAGCGCCCGCUCGUUGGGUUCGGGCCGCCUGUGCCAGCCAAGGACACGGAGACCCGGGAGCGCAUGGAGGCCAUGGAAAAGCAAAUUGCCAGCCUCACAGGCCUGGUGCAGAGUGCCCUACUGCGAGGUUCGGAGCCUGAGACCCCCAGUGAGAAGAUUGAAGGCUCCAAUGGAGCAGCCACCCCCUCAGCACCCUGCGGGUCAGGCAGCCGGAGCAGCGGGGUCACCCCAGUGUCCGGCCCUCCCCCGCCCUCGGCCAGCAGCACCCCUGCGGGGCAGCCCACUGCCAUCAACCGUCUGCAGAUGCAGCUGCACCUGCGUGGCCUGCAGAACAGCACUAAUGACCUGCGCGGCCAACUUCAGCAAUUGCGGAAGCUCCAGCUACAGAACCUGGAGUCGUUGCGCGCGCUGCUGAAGGGCACGGAGGCGGAGCUGAGCCUGCGCGUGUCGGAGGCGGCGCGGCGGCAGGAGGACCCGCUGCAGCGGCAGCGCACCCUGGUGGAGGAGGAGCGGCUGCGCUACCUCAACGACGAGGAGCUCAUUACCCAGCAGCUCAAUGACCUGGAGAAAUCGGUGGAGAAGAUCCAGAGGGACGUGUCCCACAACCACAGACUGGUGCCCGGGCCUGAACUGGAAGAGAAGGCGCUGGUGCUGAAGCAGCUCGGGGAGACGCUGACUGAGCUCAAGGCUCACUUCCCAGGCCUGCAGAGCAAGAUGCGCGUAGUGCUGCGUGUGGAGGUAGAGGCGGUAAAGUUCCUGAAGGAGGAGCCACAGCGCCUGGAUGGGCUACUCAAGCGCUGCCGUGGGGUCACAGACACGCUGGCCCAGAUCCGAAGGCAAGUGGAUGAAGGUGUGUGGCCACCUCCCAGCAACCUCCUGAAUCAGUCCCCCAAGAAGGUGACAGCCGAGACUGACUUCAACAAGAGCUUGGACUUUGAAAUGCCACCCCCCAGCCCUCCACUGAAUCUCCACGAGCUGAGCGGGCCGACCGAGGGGGCCCCUCCGACCCCCAAGGCGGGCAACCCCUCCAAAGGCCUGGACACUCCUGGCAAGAGAAGCGUGGACAAGGCUGUGUCUGUUGAGGCUGCCGAGCGGGACUGGGAGGAGAAGCGGGCGGCCCUGACCCAGUACAGCGCCAAGGAUAUCAACCGGCUGCUGGAGGAGACUCAGGCAGAGCUGCUGAAGGCCAUCCCUGACCUCGACUGUGCGAGCAAGGCCCACUCCACCCCUGACCACAAGCCCCCCAAGGUCCCCCACGGUCAGAAGGCAGCCCCUCGAACGGAGCCCAGUGGGAGGAGAGGCUCAGAUGAGCUGACAGUGCCCCGAUAUCGCACAGAGAAGCCCUCCAAGUCACCCCCGCCGCCCCCUCCCCGCCGGAGCUUCCCCUCCUCCCAUGGCCUGACCACCACACGCACCGGAGAGGUCGUGGUCACCAGCAAAAAGGACUCGGCCUUCAUCAAGAAGGCCGAGUCUGAGGAGCUGGAGGUGCAGAAGCCCCAAGUGAAGCUGCGCCGGACCGUGUCCGAGGUGGCCCGCCCGGCCUCCACACCCCCCAUCAUGGCCUCUGCCAUCAAGGACGAAGACGACGAGGACCGCAUCAUCGCAGAGCUGGAGGUGUUUGAGAGAAGCUCAGUGUCUCCCCUCCCCCUCAUGCCCCGCCGCCAGCCGAUCCCCACCUUGCUGUCCCCCCAGGACCCGGGGCCCCCCGGGGGCUCAGACCCGGGCCCCACCUGGAAGGCUGCCACGGGCCCCAGGCCCUUCUGCGUCCCCCAGAUCAUCUUGACGGAGUGUGCCCCCAGCCCUCCCUCCCCACCAGAGGCCAGGCUUGAGGAACGCGGUCGCAGGACGGCCCCCACCCCACGACCCCGGACCCUGGCUGGCAGUGGGAGGGGCUGGGAUAAGCCACGGGCCCCACCAGGGGUAGUGGCGGAGGCUUCCCAGCCAGGGAGCAGCUCGAUGCUGGAGAAGGAAGGGGCUGCCCUGAAGAGACUGGGGACACAGGGCUGCAGCCCAGAAAAGGGAGGAGCUGGGAUCCCCUGUCCUCAGGGUCCUGCCCCAGACAGGACCAAGGAGCCCUCCACGGCUGAGACCCCCCCAGAAGAGACCCUCAGGGACUCUGGACACGAUGCCCAACCCUGCAGUGGGGAGCGCGGGGGUCAGCGUGCUGCUGGCCUGGGCUGCACGGGGCGCAGUGCCACCACCCAGCGGACGGACAGCCUGGAGGAGACGCUCCGGGAGCUGGAAGCCACCCUGAGCCAGAUGGGCACAGCCGCUGCCGCGGGGCCCCCUGGCAGCCCCCCACCCCUGCCCCCUGGUCCGCAGAGUGGGGGUGGCAGCGUGCCACCCAUGAAGGUGGUGACUCCGGGGGCCUCUCGGCUGAAGGCGGCCCAGGGCCAGGCAGGCAGCCCCGACAAAGGCAAGCAUGGCAAGCAGAGGGCGGAGUACAUGAGGAUCCAGGCCCAGCAGCAGGCCACUAAACCGUCUAAAGAGAUGAGUGGGUCGAAUGAGACCUCAAGCCCAGUCUCAGAAAAGCCCUCUGCUUCCAGAACCUCCAUUCCUGUAUUGACUUCCUUUGGGGCGAGGAAUUCUUCCAUCUCCUUCUAGAAGCCUGCUUACACCCCCGCCCCAGCCUGCCCCCUCCCUCAUCCCUGCCAUUUCCCUCUCUCCUCUGCCUCCCUUGAUCUCCCCCCCAUCCCCACCCUAUUCUCCAGACCCUCCGAAGGGUUUCCCACGGAUGUGGCCCUCCUCGGCUCUCUGCCCAUCCCCUGUUGGUGUUUUUGGUUUUGUAAAUGAUUCACUUUUAAUUACCUUUUUUAAAAAAAAAAAAAAAAAAAGCAAACCAGUAAAAUGAAAAACCAAAACACACCACCUUCCCUUGAUUUCCGGUUCCAAAAUGGCGCACUUCCUGUCAUCAUCCCUGCUUUUCUCUUUCCCCACUUUCCCUCCCAAGUCCAUCCAGAAGUUCCUGCACACCUGCCCUCCCUUUUUGUCUCCCCCACACUUGUCCUAAGAGCACUCCAAACAAACUCUGAGCCAUGGAGGCUUGGAACCGUGAGACACCCCCCUCUCCCCUUCCUCGGAAAUCUUCCUGGAGGAAAACCUGGACGUUGGACCAACCCCAAAAUCAGGCUGGAAAAUGGGACGUAGGGAGACUUUGGCCCUGGAGGUGCCCCACCCAUCCAGCCUCGGGAUGUGACUGAACUGUGUUGCUUCUCUGCUCCCGUCCACACAUGCCUGGGUAGGCCUGGAGUCAAGAGAGACGAGUUGGAGAGGGAGGCCAGAGUUGAAGGGGCCUCAGGGUGAUGUGAGGCCAUUGAAUCUGUGUGUCCUUGGAGAGGAGCUGGCUUUCCCGGACCACCUUCUUGGGGUGAGGAGCUGCCUGGCCUGUGCUGAUUGGAGGAAGGGGCGCCUUUGGACUGCUUGUUGUGGACGGUGGGUUGAACAGACAGCCUGACACUGGGGAUAUUGCCUUGGGAGAGGGCGGCCCCAAGGAGGGGUAUUUGGUACUUUUAGUUUCCUAAUUUAGCACUUUAAAUGACAUUAACUUAUUUAAUGGGGGUGGGGUAGGCAAGAAUGAA
Molecule: messenger RNA, 5557 nt
Organism: Hippopotamus amphibius kiboko
Lineage: Eukaryota; Metazoa; Chordata; Mammalia; Artiodactyla; Hippopotamidae
Gene: SRCIN1
Product: SRC kinase signaling inhibitor 1
Exons: 22
Coding region: 132-4583 (1483 amino acids)
Biological process (GO): regulation of dendritic spine morphogenesis
Cellular component (GO): actin cytoskeleton; cytoplasm; postsynaptic density
Source: RefSeq, a predicted model, not a curated record